GCUGGGAUCUUAGCCUGGGGCUGUUGCACUGUUCUUAGCCAAGAGACUUGAUAAUGUUUCUGGUGUUGCAUUUUACCCUUCGUGAAGGAAAGGGUUCAUUCUUCAAUCCUUGUGGGCUGCCUUUCCCUAGUGCUUUCUUGUCACACUUCAGUCAGAGUUUGUCUUGUGUUUUUUUAACUUCAUUCUUUACCUCACAGCUGCUCAUUUCUUCUCUUGCAGAUGCCCUGCGUUCCUGUGGUAGUGCUUAAAUUUCCAGCUUUUUUUUUCUUUUUUUUUAAAUGCUUGUGGCGUCUUAUUAAUCUCUUCUAAAUGUAUUAUACUAAGGGGGCUGUAAUGUAAUUUGAUAUGGGACUUGUUCUUGAGUAGCCCGUCUGUAUACAGUGGAAUACGUUGCAGCAUGUCUUUUAUAAUUGGCUGAACCUUCAGUCAGUGUCUCUGAUUUUUAUUGUAGUCUCGAUUUCUGCAAAGUCUUCUGAAAUCUGCGGGAUUUAUUUACAGAUUAAUAGCCGCACGUGUUGGUCUGUUUCGGAUGACGCGUGCACCGUAUUAAAUACUUCGACAGAGACUGGCUUUUCUCUCUCUUUUGCAUGUAGGUGUGGUCUUGCUGGUAUACAAACCUUCACAAAGACAUUUGUUAUUAUUUUAUAUAAGCUGUGUUUGCUUCUGGUUCUUGUCUCGAGAUGCCGUGGACAAACUGAUGGCUGUCCAGUAUGUGUGAAGAUGUGCUCAGUUAGUAAGCACUAUGCAAUCUAUAUGCUUUUGAUUAUCUGAACCAGUCCUGACUUGAGCAUGGGUUGUGUUUUUUUUUUUUUGUUUUUUUUAAGUUUGAAUUUCAUUCAUUAUGAAUGCUUUCUCAUUUAGGUAAUGUGCUACGUGGUACACAGGACGUUUUCAAUGAAAUUCCAGAGUGAUCAGAGAGCCAGGAUCUGACAGUGAGGAAUGCACGAAGGGCAGCAGAGAGGGAAGCUGGAGGCACUUUUACAAUGUCAGCCUCAAUCCAUUUUGCAUUGGCAGUUAAUGAGUUCUCGGAGCCGGGCCUCCUGUUUGCAGCUCUCUGAGCAGAGACACGGUUUCCAGAACCACCAAGGGACACGGCUGUUCUGUUUUACCGUUGAGUUUAGUGCCUGCUUUAGUUAAGCCUCAUGGAUCUGGUACAGCUCUCUAAUAGCACAGCAGUCCUCGUUGUAUGUUAACCCUACACGGUUUCUUUUAGCCUGUAUGUUCUGCUAGUUCCUCUCUUACAGCAAGUCUUUUCUAUCGGCCUUGUUUUUGGAGUGAGUAGAGUUCAGCGAAUGGAUUUAAGACAUUAAAGUAAAAGUGAACAAUGUCUUACUGUGUAGACCCUGUCCAACGUGCUUGCACUUUCAUCCUACUGUCUAGACAAAGUAUAAAGGAGCGCGUUGCAUAACAGGGCUGCAAACAGUUGGGUGUUAAGAAUUAUUGUUGCAUUGCUUUUUAGAUGAUUGCGACUAAACAGCUGGGCAGGUUUAGCCAGUUAUCUGGAGGGCAAGGCUGCUGUGUUGGGUAGUACUUUAUAAUGCUGAUGAAUGUGAUGCCCUUUAGUGUGGAACUCUUUGUUCUGUUCAGUUCUGAUCCUCCCAGUCUCUCAACUGAUUCACCAGCACAGCCUCGCCUGACCUUCACUGUGUUAGUCCUCCCAGUGACUGCCAGAGCUUGGCUUGGACUGCUGAAUUUAGCUACAAUAGUGAUUCGGGGGAGGGCGACAAUCUUUCAGACUAGCGCUUUACCAGAUUAGUUGUGGAUUAUUAAUACAUACCAAAAACAAAGACCUUUUUAUAACAUAACUGUUCUAACAGUCAAUAAGUUAUGUAUUUUUCCUUGACGCUGUUUUUAGACUUCCUUUCUGGAGCAGCAGCAGGCUCCUUCGCUGGCCACUUGGUUCUGCUGAUUGAUGUGUUACAGCGCUGGCAUUUCCCCAGGGCUUGGCGGGCACAUUAAAGGCUGCGCUUUGGAAAGCUGCUACUGUGACCUGAAGGAAUGCCAGUAAAUGGUUGUAUUGUCGAUACCUGCCCUGGAAUAGUUUGAUUUUCAAUCCUGUGUGUUUCAAGGUUUACAGAUUUUUGCAGAGUGAUGACUAUUCAGCAGGCUUUCACUGUAAACACUGCGUUGCUCAAUACUGUAACCAUUUCAAAUCUCUCGAGUGAAAUGAGCCCACACCCCAUCACUUUACCCCACCUUCUCUCCCCCUCCUCAGCUGUGAACACCAGCAGGUAUGCAGAGAGCUACCGCAUCCAGACCUACGCGGAGUACAUGGAGAGCAGACUGGAGGAGAAGAGAGCCAAGAGGAAGAGCUCCGAGGACAGCUGGAAGGAGCUGGAGAGCAGCAGUUUAAAAGUGCCAUACACUUCUGCACUGCCAGCCGGCUCCGGGUUCAACAGCAAUAAUGAAGUUGCUCCUGGGAAGAGAAGCAUGAGUCCCAUCCAGGAGGAGCUGGGUUCGUCUGAACCGGAGGAGGGUGAGAUCGACCGCGACGGAACCAGCAGCUGGAGCAGCGCCGUGCCCGCACGCAGCCAGACGACCAACAAGCGCAAAAAGAUCAGAACCGACACGGGUCCCAGCCCUGCCGACUCCACAGGGCUGUUUGAAGUCCCGCAGGUCUGGUAGUGCGGACGGAGCGUCUGCUGGAACCAAGAGCCUUCAGAGGGAAGAGUCGUGAGGCAGCGGCAGCAUUUAAAUACAUUUUAAAAAGCCAUAAACUCUUUGCAGAGUGAAUGAAUGCGGUACAAGCUUGUAAUCUCUUCCGUUCAACACAGUGACAAAGCUUAUUAAAAAAGAAAUGGUAGUCUUUUGGUUCUCAAACCCUUGAUUUCUGUUUAUUUACAUGAAUCUACCUGGGGGGGGGGAUUCAACCCUGGAUUCUCAUUACAGUUCUGUUGUGUGAAAUUAACUUUUUUCUUCUUUUUUGUUGUGUUUGAGGAAAAGACUUGGUUUCCUAGCGAUUUAACAAUGUUUUAAUUUAAUUUUUAAUGUUGUUUCCCCAGAGAGCUGCUUUUCAUGAGUUAGGGUCACUACUGAUGUACAGCAACAGUGCAAGCAGUAAAUAAAUGUUCUGAUAGAAAAGAAACACUAGAAUCACCAAGUUAUGUGAGAUUGUUGUGCUUUUUAAUUAGUAGUUUUACACAGAGUUUAAACACUGCCUCCUAUGUUUUGUCUGAUUUAUUGCCUAAUUUCUGAAAGGGUUCCCUGAAGUUUGAAUCUUUGAAUGUGGCUGCUUGAUUAUUUGUGUACAUGUAGUGUGCUUUGUUCUUUCUUUCCCUUUUUCUUUAAUCUUAUCAAGACCGGACCGUUGUCUUAAUGUUCUCUGCCGACUACAGUAACUGUUUAGUUUGUCAAGUAAAUGACUUUAUCAGAUAUUUUGUUAAAAGCUUGCUAUGAUGACAUGAGUCCCAAUUAAGACAUGCUUUCUAUAAAGUGAAAACCCCCCAAAAAUUAAAGACUGUUUUCUUACUA
Messenger RNA from Polyodon spathula (Mississippi paddlefish), 3471 nucleotides. Its product is annotated as poly(A)-specific ribonuclease PARN-like. The record is from RefSeq and is a predicted model, not a curated record. NCBI's taxonomy places the organism in Eukaryota, Metazoa, Chordata, Actinopteri, Acipenseriformes, Polyodontidae. The transcript is spliced from 3 exons. Bases 2092 to 2625 code for a protein of 177 amino acids.